Molecule: messenger RNA, 1759 nt
Organism: Suncus etruscus (white-toothed pygmy shrew)
Lineage: Eukaryota; Metazoa; Chordata; Mammalia; Eulipotyphla; Soricidae
Gene: YARS2
Product: tyrosyl-tRNA synthetase 2
Exons: 5
Coding region: 1-1404 (467 amino acids)
Biological process (GO): tyrosyl-tRNA aminoacylation
Cellular component (GO): mitochondrion; cytosol
Molecular function (GO): RNA binding; tyrosine-tRNA ligase activity; ATP binding
Source: RefSeq, a predicted model, not a curated record
AUGGCGGCGCCCAGACUGCGGGGCUUUUGCCGGGCUGCUCGCAGCGGCGUCGCGUUCCCGGGGCUGCGCGGGGCGCACUCGGGGGCUCGGGGGGUGCUGGCGGAGCAGAAGGCGCGGGGCCUGUUCCAGGAGUUCUUCCCGGAGCGGGGCACGAAGGUGGAGCUGCCGGAGCUGCUGUCCGCCCCGCAGACGGUGUACUGCGGCUUCGACCCCACGGCCGACUCGCUGCACGUGGGCCACCUGCUGGCGCUGCAGGGCUUGCUGCACUUGCAGCGCGCCGGGCACCACGCCAUCGCGCUGGUGGGGGGCGCCACGGCGCGCCUGGGGGACCCCAGCGGCCGGGCCCAGGCGCGGCAGGGGCUGGCGGCGGAGCAGGUGGAGGGCAACGCGCGCUCCCUGAGGCUGUGGCUGGAGGCCCUGGCCGCGCGUCACCAGCAGCUCUUCGCCGACGGCCGGCGCGCCUGGGGCAGCUUCACGGUGCUGGACAACGCCGAGUGGCUGGGCGCGCAGAAGCUGGUGGACUUCUUGGCGGCGGCGGGCGGCCACCUGCGCAUGGGCACCCUGCUGAGCCGGCACACGGUGCGCUCGCGGCUGCAGGGCCCGGGCGGCAUGAGCCUGGCCGAGUUCUGCUACCCGGCGCUGCAGGCCUACGACUUCUACCACCUCUUCCGGCGCUACGGCUGCCGCGUCCAGCUGGGAGGCGCCGACCAGCUGGGCAACAUGGUGUCGGGAUACGAGUUCGUCCGCAGGAUGACAGGGGAAGACGUCUUUGGAAUCACAGUGCCUCUCAUCACCAGCACCACUGGGGCCAAGUUGGGCAAGUCAGCCGGCAACGCAGUGUGGCUGAGCCGGGACAGGACAUCUCCCUUUGAGCUGUACCAGUUCUUCCUCAGGCAGCCGGAUGACACGGUGGAGAGGUAUCUGAAGCUUUUCACAUUUCUGCCACUUGCUGAGAUUCAGCACCUCAUGCAGCUGCACAGCAACCAGCCAGAGAAGCGGGAGCCCCAGAAGCGACUUGCUGCCGAGGUCACGAAGCUGGUGCAUGGGCAGGAAGGGUUGGACUCUGCCAAGAGGUGCACAAAGGCCCUGUACCACAGUAACGUGGAGGCAUUGGAAGCCAUGUCGGACGAGGAGCUGAAGGAGCUGUUCAGAGAAGCCUCGUUUUCUGAGCUAGUUCUGGACCCAGGAACCAGCGUCCUGGAUACUUGCCGCAAAGCACAAGCCAUCCCUGAUGGCCCCCGAGGGUACCGCAUGAUAACAGAGGGCGGCGUCAGUAUCAACCACCAGCCCGUUACCCGCCCUGAGAGUGUACUGGUUCUGGGCCAGCACAUUCUCCGCAAUGGGCUGUCCCUACUGAAGGUCGGCAAAAGGAAUGUUUACAUCAUCAAAUGGCUCCAGCUCUGAUGGUCUGCCCUGGAAGUACCCCACAGACACCUCUAGAACUACUCUAGGUUGCUAUGUGGCAUCCUGGCCCCCUCCACACAUUCCCAGGGUACCACUGGCCUGCCAGCUCCACUCUUGUUCCUUUUCUGAGCAGGUGCCUUGUAGCAUUUGCUGUCCUCACACGACCCUCUAGGGGACUGUGAGCCAUGUGAAGGGGAAGUGAGCUGAAGCCGGGCUUGGCCUUAGUAAACUUGUCAGAAGUUUCUGACUUGGGUCCCCUGCACAAUGUUUUAUUCCUGAUAAUCAGGUUUGUUUCAGCCUCUUCUCUCUAAAGUACACGAUGUUUAUCAGUCUGACAAAUGAAGAGAGCUUUUGU